Molecule: messenger RNA, 1567 nt
Organism: Bombyx mori (domestic silkworm)
Lineage: Eukaryota; Metazoa; Arthropoda; Insecta; Lepidoptera; Bombycidae
Exons: 2
Coding region: 522-965 (147 amino acids)
Source: RefSeq, a predicted model, not a curated record
ACACUUCCGGCCUCACAUAAUAAAUUAUUUACGAACUUAGGAAAUAUAUAGAACUUAUUAUUCUUAUAAUAUAAUUAGUAAUUUCAUAAUCAAGUAAAUAGUUCAUUCAUAUUUUCUUUAUACUUAUAAUAUUUUAUUGGCGCCUUCCGCUUGACAGCUUCCGGCGCAAUAAGCCUUAAUGUUAUUUGUUACAUAAUUCGAUAUUAUUAAAUAAUAAUUGUACGUAAAUAAUCAGCAGAAUAAUUAAGAUGAACAAUGUUUAAUAUUACCUACUCAGUUUGAAGAUGAUUGUAUAAAUACCGACGGUUAGCAUAUCUCUAUUGCAUUCGUAUUCUACCCACCAUAACGUGUACUAAAGAGAAUAUAUUAUUUCGUGUGGAUGUAAAUUGUCUCAAUUGUCGCCGCCACCCUGAGGAUCCGUUUAUACUUCAGAAGCGGGAUUAUGCCAGGCCCAUGCAUUGACGGAUUUGAGACCGCUGAGAAACACAGGCGAUACAAAAUGCGACGUGUCACCCAAACCGAUGCGGAGGUUAUUCCAACGUUCCGGCCGGAUGAAAAAUCUAACAACGUCAAGGGAUGGCUGCACAAGAUCGACCAGUUGGAUCACGUAUAUGGAUGGGACAACAAAGACUGCCAGUUCAUCAUGCAGAUAUGUCUUCGUGGGUCGGCUAGGGAUUGUGCGGUACACCACCGCAACUAUACUACACAUCCGCGAAUGGCUACCACAUGGAGAAGAGAAGGUGCUGUUGCUCCAGUUGCAAGAGGGACCGACUUUCAACCAAAGAAAUGUUACGCCUGCCGAAGAGAAGGUCAUGAAACAAAGAACUGCAAAGAGCCGCGCUGCGAGAUGUGCCAUCGCCCGGGACACACGUCGGUCAGCUGAUGGUAUGCGGCCAGCUCUUCACACCCAAAAGAUAGAGGCUGCAUCAGUUAACAAUAAAAGCUGUGUUAUAUACAACAAAUAAAAGCUGUGUUAUAUACAACAAAUAAAAGCUGUGUGAUGUACAACAAAUAAAAGCUGUGUGAUGUACAACAAAUAAAAGCUGUGUGAUGUACAACAAAUAAAAGCUGUGUGAUGUACAACAAAUAAAAGCUGUGUGAUGUACAACAAAUAAAAGCUGUGUGAUGUACAACAAAUAAAAGCUGUGUGAUGUACAACAAAUAAAAGCUGUGUGAUGUACAACAAAUAAAAGCUGUGUGAUGUACAACAAAUAAAAGCUGUGUGAUGUACAACAAAUAAAAGCUGUGUGAUGUACAACAAAUAAAAGCUGUGUGAUGUACAACAAAUAAAAGCUGUGUGAUGUACAACAAAUAAAAGCUGUGUGAUGUACAACAAAUAAAAGCUGUGUGAUGUAUAACAAAUAAAAGCUGUGUGAUGUACAACAAAUAAAAGCUGUGUGAUGUACAACAAAUAAAAGCUGUGUGAUGUACAACAAAUAAAAGCUGUGUGAUGUACAACAAAUAAAAGCUGUGUGAUGUACAACAAAUAAAAGCUGUGUGAUGUACAACAAAUAAAAGCUGUGUGAUGUACAACAAAUAAAAGCUGUGUGAUGUACAACAAAUAAAA